Malania oleifera is the source of this 396-nucleotide messenger RNA. RefSeq lists its product as uncharacterized. Bases 1 to 396 code for a protein of 131 amino acids. The record is from RefSeq and is a predicted model, not a curated record. NCBI's taxonomy places the organism in Eukaryota, Viridiplantae, Streptophyta, Magnoliopsida, Santalales, Ximeniaceae. The transcript is spliced from 2 exons.
AUGACCAUUGAAGCCAUUGAUCGUCCCAUCCUGGAAACAAUUCUUAGCAAAGAAACUUCCAAAGAUAUUUGGGAUUCCAUGAAGAAAAAAUAUCAAGGCUCUUCUAGAGUGAAGCGUGCACAACUUCAAGCUUUGAGAAGAUAUUUUGAGACACUACAAAUGAAGGAUGGGGAAUUUGUCACCAGCUAUUGUGCCAUGACAAUGGAGAUCAACAACAAAAUGCAAUUUCAUGGUGAGAAGAUGGACGAUGUCACCAUUGUGGAGAAGAUAUUGCGUCACCUGACACCAACGUUUGAUUAUGUCGUGUGUUCAAUUGAAAAAUCGAAAGACAUAGAUGCAUUCUCUCUUGAUGAACUGCAGAGCUCCUUGCUGGUCCAUGAACAAAAGAUGAACUGA